Necator americanus (New World hookworm) is the source of this 681-nucleotide messenger RNA. RefSeq lists its product as uncharacterized. The transcript has 8 exons. Gene Ontology annotation, molecular function: heme binding; oxygen binding. NCBI's taxonomy places the organism in Eukaryota, Metazoa, Nematoda, Chromadorea, Rhabditida, Ancylostomatidae. Bases 1 to 681 code for a protein of 226 amino acids. The record is from RefSeq and is a predicted model, not a curated record.
AUGAUUAUAGCUUCACUCGGGCUGAUAUCUUUUUCGUCGUUGAAAAACGAUAUGGGUUUGUGUUCCUCAAAGAAACGAUACACAACAGAACUUUCUGAUGAGGAGGUGGCAGCUAUCAGGGAGGUCUGGAUAAGAGCUAAGAACGACAACGUCGGCAAGAAGAUCCUACAAACUCUCAUUGAGAAACGUCCAAAGUUUGCGGAAUAUUUCGGAAUUCAAAGCGAAUCACUCGAAAUUAAAACAUUGAAUCAAAGCAAGGAAUUUCAUUUGCAGGCUCAUCGCAUACAAAAUUUCCUAGAUACUGCUGUUGGUUCCCUAGGAUUCUGUCCUAUUUCGAGUGUUUACGACAUGGCACAUCGCAUUGGGCAAAUACAUUUUUAUAGAGGAGUGAACUUCGGAGCUGACAACUGGCUCGUGUUCAAAAGGGUAACUGUCGAUCAGGUCACAACAGGACAAUCGGACAGCAGCAACGAACCAGAGCAGAACGGAGUCACAAAGGUCGAAGAGGAAAACGGGACGUUUCCUACAGUCGGUAUUGCGAACCCAUACAGCGGCGAAAACUGCUUGGCACGUCUCGGAUGGAACAAAUUAAUGACAGUGAUUGUGCGAGAAAUGAAAAAAGGAUUUUUGGAAGAAGCGAUGCGUAACUGUAAGGAAGAGGAUAACAAUGGCCUGCUUUGA